AUAUCAAUCGCACAAAACCCAGACAACAAUAUUUUUCCUAUCUUGCCCAAAACCAUAGUGUUAAAUUUUUUCUAGACCCCAUAUAUGCCAUUGUGGUCAUGAUGACCACGGGCAAGAUGAUGCCGCCCGCCAUGCAGAGGUUGAUCAAGGGCGGGGAUCGGAGCAUGAUCACGAUGUCUGGCGACUACGUGAUGAUGAAGCAGGUCGAGGAGAUGCACCGCCCCGACGGCAUCGAGGUUAACGUGAAGCGGGUCCUCCAAAUUGUCGAGGACAUCCUCAAACACGCUACCUUGAAUGCUGACACUAGUGCCAUCGCGGGAUCGCCAGUGCACGGGGAAAUCGUGAACGACAUACUCGAGGAGAACCGGAUUAUCGAUCAGCUAAACUUGAAAGCACUGACUGGGGUCGACGAUCACGCGAACACACUCGCCGUAUUCAAUAUGCUCGCCCACUUCUCGUGGGAUGCCAAGCUGGUACUGACCAUGGCGGCCUUGGCCUUCAACUACGGCGAGUUCUGGCUCUUGGCCCAGGCCCGCUAUUCCAACCAGCUUGCCAAGGCGAUGGCCAUGCUGAAGCAGAUGACCUCGAUCAUGGAUCACUUGGGCGAACUCAAAUCCCUGGACGCGCUCAACAGCCUCAUCCAGGCCAUGCUUGAAGUCACGAGGUGCGUCGUGAAACUCAAGGAGCUUCCCUCAGCUUACAUCUCCAGCGAAGUUCCCGCGUUGUCAGAUGCCAUGGCCCAUGUCACAACUGCCGUCUACUGGACCAUAAGGAGCGCUGUGGCUUGUGCUAGCCAGAUCACGAACCUCACAACCUUUGGCUACAAGUACAUAGCCUCCACAACUGAGGCAUGGGAGCUGUCAACCUUGAAUCACAAACUGAAGAACAUAUAUGAACAUUUGCAGAAGCAAAUUGACAUAUGUAACCAAUACAUAGAGGAAAAGCAGUAUCUCGAAGCCUAUCAGACCCUCCUGAAUCUCUUUGAAACCAUCCACAAUGACAAUAUGAAGAUCCUGAAGGCUCUGAUUUAUCCCAAGGAUGAUAUUCUGCCUCUUGUCGAGGGCAACUCAAAGAAAAGGGUCAACAUCGAAGUCCUGAGGAGGAGGAACGUGUUGCUGCUGAUCUCGUGGCUAGACAUCUCACAGGACGAGCUGUCCAUCCUGGAGGACAUGCACAGCGAGUCCAAGUUGCACGCGACACAGCAUGAGAUCCACCAGUAUGAGGUGGUGUGGAUCCCUAUGGUGGACUGCUCCGUCAAGUGGACUGACCCAAUGCAAAAGCAGUUCGAGGCCCUGCAGUCCACAAUGCCGUGGUAUACCGUGUACCACCCAAGCCUGAUCGACGAGGCAGUGAUCCGGUUCAUCAAGGAGAAGUGGCACUACAGGAAAAAGCCCAUCCUGGUAUUGCUUGACCCUCAAGGCAAGGUUGUGUGCCCCAACGCCAUUCACAUGAUGUGGAUUUGGGAAGCAACGCCUUCCCUUUCACUACACUGAAAGAGGAGGCUCUGUGGAAGGAAGAGACAUGGAGGCUUGAGCUUCUUGUCGAUGACAUUGAGCAAACAAUUCUGACUUGGAUUAACGAAGGCAAGUACAUAUUCUUGUACGGUGGCGAUGACAUCGAGUGGAUCCGCAAGUUCACCACAGCGGCACGCCAGGUCGCGCAGGC
Messenger RNA from Eucalyptus grandis, 1665 nucleotides. Its product is annotated as protein SIEVE ELEMENT OCCLUSION B. The record is from RefSeq and is a predicted model, not a curated record. The transcript is spliced from 7 exons. NCBI's taxonomy places the organism in Eukaryota, Viridiplantae, Streptophyta, Magnoliopsida, Myrtales, Myrtaceae. Gene Ontology annotation, biological process: phloem development. Bases 99 to 1493 code for a protein of 464 amino acids.